Molecule: messenger RNA, 1464 nt
Organism: Hippoglossus stenolepis (Pacific halibut)
Lineage: Eukaryota; Metazoa; Chordata; Actinopteri; Pleuronectiformes; Pleuronectidae
Product: putative C-type lectin domain family 20 member A
Exons: 4
Coding region: 20-661 (213 amino acids)
Source: RefSeq, a predicted model, not a curated record
CAAUCAGUUCUGUGUGAACAUGAAUUACGGUGGAUCAUGGUUUGAUUAUAACUGCCAUGAACCGCGUCCAUUUGUCUGCUACAGAGGAACAUUAGAGGAUUCUGACUUUGUGCUGGUGAAUACAGCAAAGAAUUGGACUGAGGCUCAGAGGCACUGCAGAGAAAACUACACAGAUCUGGCCACUGUGAGGAACGACACUGACAGAGACAAGAUACGGAACUUUAUAAAACAUCUCGAAUGGGCAUGGAUCGGUUUGUACAGAGAUCCUCAGAUUUACUGGUCCGACGGGAGUAACUACUCAUUCAGCUCCUGGUAUCAGGGUGACCACCCACUUGGCUCGAUGAAAGUCGUAUGUGGUGUUUCAGAUUUGGAGAAGGGAGGAAAAUGGAGCUUAUUUUCCUGUGAAGAAAGAAAACCAUUUGUCUGCUACAGCGUCCCAACAGCAGUAAAGACGUUGGUGAAGGUGAGGGUGGAGCUACAGGACUCCUCUGUGGACCUGAAUGACCCUGCUGUGAAAGAACAGAUUCUGAAAGAGCUCCAGGAAAGAUUGAAGGAGAAAGGACUGAGUGGCGUCACCUUGAAGUGGAAAGAAAAGGCUGAUGGGAAAGUUUUCCACAAGGAGGAAAAAGGUUCCGACAAGAAAAAAAAGUCUGAUCUUUAAUAUUUGAAUUCAACUUUUAUUGCAUGUGCUAAUGUUUCAUGUCUGCACGUAUACACACCUCUAUCACUGUACGCAGUUAAACCAUACCAAUGAAUGCUGUUGUAGAAAAACUAGCCUUUGUGUGCUUAUAUGCUUAAACUGUGCGUCCGUGUUUAAAGAGCAUCAGGAACUUUAUGCAGCCCGGGAAGAAUGUCUAAUUAACAACAGACACAGGGAGAGUCUCCAUCUGAAGGAAAAUGUAAUUAGUUGCUAGGCAGGUUAAUAAUGUUACAGUUGAUUACGUCUUAUACUAAGGGAAUGACAAAGACCCACAGCACAGGUCAAGGUCAUGUAAAACAGAUUUCUGUUUGCAACUGUAUGCAUUUCACCAGACAGCACCAUAUAUCCAGCAUAAAGAAAUGUAAUCAUGUAUGUGCCCUUACUGGAAUGAUUGUUUUUUUAACCUAUAUUAAGUGUGUGGAAAUGUAAUAAUUAAAAAAAAAUGCAGAUAGACAUCACCCGAAUCUAAUGGAGUCUGGAGACAGGACCUUCUAAAUCGAGUAAGGCCUGAAACAGAGGCCUCCAAAACUCCAAGAUUUAUAAUGGUGUCAAAGUUAGACCAACAACCACAACUUUAAUACACCAUUAGAAUCGACCCCUGACGUAACUGUAGGGGGAGACAAAGUCAACUUGGGAAAGUAUGACACCAUUCGGUUCGGACGAAUCAGGAGUUUGAACCAAUCAGGAGGUGGAGAGAUUCACCUCCUGAUUGGUUGAACGGGCAACAGCAGAGACGAGGAUGAGCAUAUAAGCAGAGGGUUUGA